This is a messenger RNA of Ogataea philodendri, 201 nucleotides long. RefSeq lists its product as uncharacterized. The transcript has a single exon. The coding region runs from base 1 to 201 and encodes 66 amino acids. The record is from RefSeq and is a predicted model, not a curated record. NCBI's taxonomy places the organism in Eukaryota, Fungi, Ascomycota, Pichiomycetes, Pichiales, Pichiaceae.
AUGCGAUACAAUUCGCCCAAAAGAAACUCCCUCGAGGAAGAAUUGAUCUUAGACCUGCUCUUUGCAAGGGCCGCUAUCACGUCGGAAAUCUUGUAUAUUUUGAUCACUCCACCUUCCUCGCCAGGCUCCGCAUUGGCGGCACUGGAUUCAUCUUCGCCAUCAAUUAUGGAACCAAUCAUCGAAUUUGCUCUGCUCUCCUGA